CUUCAGUUGAUCUGCCAUUUUUCAGGACAUAAAAAUCUGGAGCAGAAGGCCUAAUGCAACAUGUCUUCGAAUUCGGAAAUCCUUCACUUCAAGUUUUCAAACUAUGGGGAUUCAAUGCUGCAAAAAAUGGACCUCCUGAGAAAGCAAAACAGGUUUUGUGAUGUCACGGUGUGUGUGAACGAUCUGGAGGUCCAGGGGCACAAAGUGGUCUUUGCUGCUGGAUCAUCUUUUUUGAGGGAUCAGUUCUUGCUCAGCGAUUCCAAGGAGGUUAAAAUCUCCAUCUUCCAGAGCUCCGAAGUGGGGAAGCAGUUGAUGCUGUCCUGUUACACAGGCAUUCUCGAAUUUCCAGAGCUGGAGCUUGUGAACUAUCUGACGGUGGCAAGCUUCCUCCAAAUGGGUCACAUUGUUGAGCGAUGCACCCACGCAUUGUCCAAGUUCAUCAAGCCCAGUGAUCCUUUGAAGAGUCAAGGUGUACAGAAAAUGGGUUCUUCAGAACCCCUAGAGGACCAGUCCACUGCUGCCGUGACAGUGGAAGAAGUUGAGGAAGAAGGAGAUGAAGAGGAAGAGGAAGUGAUCAUGCAGACCAGUUCUCCAAACAUCCAACAGGUAGAUGACAAUACCGAUGGGGAAGACAAUGCAAUCACAAUUGUGAAGGUUGAAUCCAUCAGUGAAACAUCUAUGGCUAACACUAAGCUUCAGAACCACUUUCCAUCAUCUGCACAAGCCCCAUUACAUACUCCUGAGCCUCAGCAUUCCCUUAUUAACUCCACAGUGGAGACCAGAAUUGGGGACAUUGUGUCACGCCAGUCACAGAGCUACAGUUCUGCUGCUAGUUCAGAUAGCAUGUUUGCUGGGAAAAACACAUUUGGGGGCCACGCAAGGACACAAGAUAAAUGUCUCCAGUGGUACCACCAGUGCCCCAAAUGCGCCAGAGUUUUUCGGCAGCUGGAAAACUACGCCAACCACCUGAAGAUGCACAAGCUGUUCAUGUGCUUGCUGUGUGGCAAGACGUUCACGCAGAAAGGCAACCUCCACAGACACAUGCGGGUUCAUGCGGGCAUUAAACCUUUCCAGUGCAAGAUCUGCGGCAAGACUUUCACGCAGAAAUGCUCUUUACAGGAUCACCUGAACCUGCACAGUGGGGACAAGCCCCACAAAUGCAACUACUGCGACAUGGUGUUCGCACACAAGCCUGUGUUACGAAAGCACCUCAAGCAGAUCCACGGGAAAAACAGUUUUGACAAUGCAAAUGAAAGGAGUAUCCAAGACGUUCCGGUGGAUUUUGAAUAUAGCAGAGUUCACAACACCGAUGCAGAAAAUGCAGACCACAGCCUUGGGAACUGAUGUGAUAUUCUAGUUUUGAGACUGAUGAUAAAGAUUUUCCAAAAGAGUUGGAUAUUUACAGUAUGUAAAAAGACUAAAACAUUUGUAACAGGAUGAGGGCUCAUUUGCAUCUGUGGUUUUAGAGUUUUAACCUCACCUCAUCUCGUCUCACCGUCAGGGAACUGGACAGAAUCUGUAACGGCAGUGUCACACAUAAUAAUGCCCGCUGCACGUGGAAAUACUGGAGUUUUAAAAAAAAAACUGUUUAAAUUUGUUAAGCAGAAAAGGUGUUUUAUUGGCGCAUUCUGUGUGUGUAAUGUAUAGAUUAUUUGAUAAGACUAGGGGUGAACUGUGAUACUUUCUUUACGUGAUCUAGCAUAUCAUAAUAGAAGUAUGUAUCGUUUGUAUCGUGAUUCAAGACCAAAUGCAAAACAUAGCUCAUUGUAGAUCACCAAAUGGUUCUUGAAUAAAGAAAGUGUGUUUUAUAGUUGAUAUAUAUGAACUCUCCCUAUCUUUAAUUUUUUAGUCUUAACAAAAUGUUCCAUCACUAAAUUGAUGAUUUUAUUAUGCCUUAUACAUAUCUUAUCAUGAGAUUAGUGAAUCACUACACCCCUGGAUAAGACUGUUUGAUUUACAAAAAGUGCUUAGUUUAUUCAUGUAUGGAUCCCUUAGACUGGUAUCAGUUGGGUCCAUGUGGAAACAGAUCAUCAUAAAUCCUCUUGUUGACACAUGUAAACAUUCUGUACAUUCCUAAUGUAGUUAGACUGUGCAAUUAAAUCUAAUGUAGGAAAGUCAUCCUGAGUUAAAUAAUUCAAACCGAAGACCCCACUUUGUUGCACUUUAUCCAGGAUGAACAUGGUGUUGUAAUAUAGGCAGUUACAUAAAGGGGGUUUACAAACAACUAGCAACGCCUGUAAUGUAAAGCAUGCUGCUGUAUCCUUCACACAGUCACACACAGUCACAUCUGGACUGCCUGUAGUGGUAAUACACCCUACUGGCAGUGUAAUGGGAGGUAGAAAUCAUGUUUUGUUUAUCCCCUAUAAGGUGCUGAGUUACUUGUAUAGGUGCUAUUGUGUUUUUGCCAGUGUUACUGAAACUUAGAAACAUUAAGUCCCCAAAUAAAUGAUAUUGUUGUCCAUGAUUGAAUGAACUGCACAUGUUUCAUUAUAGCUGCUAUUGAGUACAAAAGUUAUGAGAUGCCAAAACAUGCUUCGGUUUAAAAGUAACAACAAUAUCAAAAUGUUUUGAUGGAAAUAUGUCAGUCACUGCCUGUUGAUUGAUUGCUAUACUUCUCCUCAUGUGCAUUCAUAACAAAGACAAACACCAUACUGCUGAGCCCCCAGAACAAUGAUACUUGGACCAGAACUUCACUAGACAAGGGUCUGUAAGAUGGGAAUUUUGUUUACAAGCGACAACCAAAAAUGAAAUAUUAUACAUAAGUGGCACCUGCAUAAAAAUAAACUAAACAUUGCACACAUUUGCAUAUAUAGGAUUUUGAAAUAAAAGGGGGGAAUGUUGCAAUAGACAAGUUAAUUUCUGCAAAUAUACCCAAUGGUAGAUCCAUUAAAGAUGAAACAACUUUCAUAGUCAAUAUCAGUUGUUCAGACCCUUGUCCUUA
Polyodon spathula (Mississippi paddlefish) is the source of this 2941-nucleotide messenger RNA. RefSeq names its product zinc finger and BTB domain-containing protein 26-like. The transcript is spliced from 2 exons. Gene Ontology annotation, molecular function: RNA polymerase II cis-regulatory region sequence-specific DNA binding; protein binding; DNA-binding transcription factor activity, RNA polymerase II-specific. Gene Ontology annotation, biological process: regulation of transcription by RNA polymerase II. Bases 61 to 1344 code for a protein of 427 amino acids. The record is from RefSeq and is a predicted model, not a curated record. Gene Ontology annotation, cellular component: nucleus. Lineage: Eukaryota; Metazoa; Chordata; Actinopteri; Acipenseriformes; Polyodontidae.